This is a messenger RNA of Prorocentrum cordatum, 531 nucleotides long. Lineage: Eukaryota; Dinophyceae; Prorocentrales; Prorocentraceae. The record is from the annotation of a GenBank genome assembly.
AUGACGUCGCCGACGAGGGCUCUCGGGGCCGUCUACGAGGCGACUCGGGAUGACGAGGCGGUCUUGGGUGAAGGCUGGGACGAGAUGGUCCAGGCCGUGCUGCUGCUCCGCCUGCGCCACUUCGAGGACGCCCGCGCAGCGGCCCGGCAGGCCCUGCGGAUCAACAGUGACCUCGCCGGCGUUAUCGACGAGCUGCUUCCUGGGAUGGAGGAGAUCCCCGUCUGGCAGCCCGGCCCGCACCCGGCGGCGGGAGGCAAGUACGUGAUCUGCUACAACCCGUUUGUCGGCCUUGGAAACCUGGCGGUCGUGAUGGUGUCCGCCCACGCGCUGGCCAAGAUCACGGGCAGGACUUUCGUCCUGCAUUGGAACAUAAACCAGGUGUCGAGGCACGCGUUCCGGCUGAAGGAGCGGCCAGGGGUUCUCACCAUGCGGCUCUCAGCCGCCGCCGAGGAGGCGGGGGUCCUCACGGAGAGCGCCAGGCAGAUCUAUCCGGCGGGGUCGACACGACACGAACCCGCGGUACACUACUAA